This is a messenger RNA of Medioppia subpectinata, 888 nucleotides long. The record is from the annotation of a GenBank genome assembly. Lineage: Eukaryota; Metazoa; Arthropoda; Arachnida; Sarcoptiformes; Oppiidae.
AUGGAAAGUCCUGAAGAUAGAUUGGGUCAUCUAAUUGACUAUUGCAAAGAACCAUAUAAUGUUAGCGAGUUUUGUUUAGAACCGAUGUCAGUUGGAGGUGAGGCCACAUGUCAUCCCAAAUAUGGCUAUUAUAAAGAUCCAGUGACUGGCAAAACUACCAAGGUUGAUAUUUGCAAUCCGGCCGACAGAAAAUUAGCUCAUUUAUUACCAGAGCAACCCUGUGGCGACCCACGAGCCACGUGUCAGCACGAUUUCUUGGAUCCACAAAAAUACACAUGCACAUGUCCAAUUGGGUUUAAGGCAUCCACAACAACUUAUCCGUCGGACACCACAUGCUCUUCGCGGAAAUGCGAUUCACCGGCUCUUAACACGUGUGAACACAAGUGCGAGACCGACGACGAGGACGAGACGGGCGGCGAUCACAACACAUACGUCAGGGGCUAUAAGUGCCGGUGCGGAGACCCAUACGUAUCCGUAGGCGACACGUGUGUACUUAAAGCGGGAAAACCAUGUGUCAAAUGCUCGGGAAUUCAGAACUACACUUUGGGCGCCUAUUGUUUGGGAGGCAAACUGGACGCACCUGACGUUACCGGACGCCGGCAUUGUCUGUGCGACGCGCCAUACGUCACGACCGCCGACAAGACUGCGUGCGUAUUGCAGGGCGUGUGCGGACGGGGAGGCGUCGGACGGACCGAUUGCGACGCAAAGCGGGCCCUCUGUGUGUUGAAAGAGCCUAUGAGUGUUACGGAUCACCCGUAUGUGUGCGAGUGUCCGGACGGCACUAUACGGGCUGAGGCGAGUAAAGUGUGUCAACCCGUUUGCAUGUAUAAGAACCGUAACCUCGCGUGCGAUCGUAUUAACGCCGACUGCGACCCAAACAUAGCUUAU